Molecule: messenger RNA, 781 nt
Organism: Aphanomyces invadans
Lineage: Eukaryota; Oomycota; Saprolegniomycetes; Saprolegniales; Verrucalvaceae
Exons: 2
Coding region: 22-735 (237 amino acids)
Molecular function (GO): nucleic acid binding; zinc ion binding
Source: RefSeq, a predicted model, not a curated record
GCAGAGACCAACCAAAGCACGAUGACGGUAGAGCUGAGCAAGACCGAGCGGCGACGCGCAGCGAAGGCCAAGAAGAAGAUGGCUGCGAACAUGGAGAAACAAAAGCGGCAGGAGAAGCGCGAGGAAAUGAAGCAACGCCGCAGGGACCAAAAGAUGAAACCCAAGCAAGGGUUCAACGAAAACGGGUGCUGGAUCUGUGGUGCAUCGGACCAUCGCAAACAAGACUGCACUCAGGGUAUGUCCAACAAGAGCUGCUUCCACUGCCGGAAGAAGGGCCAUGACAUCAACUCUUGCCCGCAACGCAAGGGUGAGGGCAACGACAAGUGUUUCAACUGUGGCGAGACCGGCCACAGUCUAUGGAAGUGCCCCAAGCCGAAGGUUGGCGAUGGUACUUCAUUUGCUGAGUGUUUCGUGUGCCAAGGCACGGGGCACCUGAGUUCCAAGUGCCCGUUGUCGGAAAAGGGCAUCUACCCCAAAGGCGGGUGCUGCAAAGUGUGCCAGAGCAAAAUGCACCUGGCCAAGGACUGUCCCCACAAAGACGGCCCCCAGAACACGAAGAAGGUGUUUGAAGACGACGACGACAUCGACGAUAGCAUGAGCGGGACUGCGCCGAAUUUGUUAGGUGGAGAUGCCCUCGACAACGACAGAGACUUCAUCGAAGACAACGAGGACGAGGACAGCAAGCCGGUGGCCGUGGCGAAGGUUGCACGGACGAAGAAGGUGGUCAAAUUUUAAAGGAAAAUUGAUUAAAUUACAAUCCGACGACAUUGUUAUCCGGAAA